AUGGAUCCUAGCAGUAUUAGGAUCGUGAGCAACAUCACUCGGCCACCAUCCGUCCAUUCUCUCCGAUCCGCUCUCAAGGCGCUCGACAUACCUUCCAUGCCUCCCUCUGUGCCCUUACCGCCCAUCCCGACAUCUCCAAGGUCAUCAAUAAAAUCACCUUCGUCAAUAAAAUCGCGGUCAGCAACCAUUACGGGAGUGGCAUCUCCCAGGCUGGGCACAGGGUCGAUGAAAAAGGCCUCCUUCACAUCCCUGGCCUUUCGUCCGCAUAAACCCAUCAAGUAUGGGACUGGAAAGCACUCUCACGUGGAACUGGUGCCUCAACCAAGCGACGAUCCACAAGAUCCGCUGAACUGGCCCCAAUGGAGGAAAGAAUUAAACCUGGCAUCCUUACUCUUCAUGGCGUGCUUGAUCGGCGCAAUGAAGACGGCCCUCAUCACCGUCAACGACGUCCUCUCCACUCGCUACCACGUCUCCUAUACCUGGAUCGCCGCUUUGACGGCUACGCCUUUGAUGGUCUCGGCUGCCACCGGCUUCCUCAGCUCAGUCGCGGCAAAGCUGGCAGGGAAACGGCCGGUAUAUCUCGUCUCUGCGGCCUUCAUCUUCGCCGGCUGCCUCUGGAAUAUGACGGCGGGCUCUAGCUAUGGCUCGUGCAUGGGCGCUCGAGUCAUGCAAGGACUCGGCUGGGGUGCCUUUGACACCUUAUUGAUGGAGACUAUCCAAGAUACCUUCUACGAACAUGAGAGAAACGCCCGAGUCUCUCUAUACACCAUUCUCACCAUCACAUCAACCUGGGCAUCGCCCCUUAUUGGAGGCGUCGUCUCCGGCAAUGUCGGGCCCUUUGCCCAAUACCGCAUCAUCAGCGCUCUCUUCGCAGUCGCCAUCCCCAUGCUGGCCCUCACCGCGCCAGAGACCGCCUUCGACCGCUCCAAAGCCGCCAUCGCCACUACGCCGGUGCUCAACUACACGUUCCCCUGGGAGCCGCAGCCGACGCACGUCACCCUCAGCAGGGACUCGGCGAUUGACUAUGUCAGGGAGAUGAAGCCGUGGUCGUUUGCCGGCGAGAAGAGCAUCUCGACUUCGCUCCAGGCACCAAGGGCCCUUGCCGCUCCCACCACGACGCUCGUCUUCCUCGCCACGGCGCUGCCGCACUGUUUCCUCUGGGGGCUCAUCGCCUCGCUGUCUCUUCUGCUCUCCCCCGGACCGUUCAAUCUCCGGCCCAGCAUCCUCGGGACCCUCUUGACAGGACCCUGGAUCCUUGCGGCACUUGUCGUCGCGGCCAUCUGCUUCUACCGCUCCGCUCACCACAAAUUCACCCGCUGCGUCAGCAGCCUCACCAUCGCCGGCGGCUCCCUCCUCGCCCUCAUCGGCCUCUUAUCCUUUGGCCUCAACGUCGGCAGCUUCAUCUCAGGCCCAACAACCUCCUCCUCCUCCUCCUCCCUGCUCGCCCCCGAAGCCUCCCGCGACCUCAACCUCCCCCUCCUCUCCCUCCAGCUGGGCCUCCUCGCCGCCGGCGCCUCCACCCUCGAGGCCGCCGCCCGCCCGCUGCUCGCCCGCUCCGCCUCCUUCACCGCCUCCAGCAUGGCCGCCGCCCAGCGCAGCAUCGGCGACAUGCACUCCUGGGUCGUCAUCCUCCGGAAUCUCCUCGCUGGCGCCUUCGUCCUCGCCGUCCCGCACGCCGUCGCGCUCCGGCCGGGCGGCCUCAGGGCGCUCAUCAUCGGCUUGGCCACCGCGCAGGCCGGCGUCACGGUGUUCGUGCUGCUGCUGUGGCGCUUCUGGGAGGAGGCCGUUUGGAGGGUCGACGGCAAGGUCAUGGGGUUGGUGAACCUGCGGAUGCCGCAUCCCGAAGAGAGCUUUUUCGAUACCGAUUGA
Molecule: messenger RNA, 1869 nt
Organism: Trichoderma citrinoviride
Lineage: Eukaryota; Fungi; Ascomycota; Sordariomycetes; Hypocreales; Hypocreaceae
Product: MFS general substrate transporter
Exons: 3
Coding region: 1-1869 (622 amino acids)
Biological process (GO): transmembrane transport
Molecular function (GO): transmembrane transporter activity
Source: RefSeq, a predicted model, not a curated record